AUGGUCUGCAUCGCAUCACGAUCUGCCAUAGGAGCCAAUGCCUGGGAAUUGACGGCGACGAUCCCAUUCACAGCUAAUACCCCAUUUAUCUACCAUGAAGCUCUCCCUCCUCGCGCCCUCUCUCACCAUACUACUGCCUCCGCCGGUCUGGCCGCAGAAUGUGGUUUAAAGAGGGAAAUCAAAGGUGGUAAACUACAGAGUGUACUCCAAGGGACGUGCGGCGGAAGUACCACUUGCAUAAAGAACCAGUGUGUGCCAUUUGCAAAGACUGGAGAAGCCUGCUCGGCUGACAAGCCCUGCCAUGCCAAUCGAUACUGCGACACAGUCUGCAAGAAACCCAAAAGCAGUGAAAAUGAAAUAUGCGCCAACAACGCCGAGUGCUGGGGCGGCGUAUGUCUCAAGGGCCGGUGCCGUAUCCUGGGAGUUGUCUGCGGCGACGACACGGACUGCAAGGAAGGGGAGGUCUGCCGGUAUGAAGAAAUUAUAGACUGGCUUCCUACGCUCGAGAAGACUCCGCGGGUGUGCGGGAAGCCACACGAGUCCAAGUUUGGGCAGUUCUGCUCGAUGGACUCCGACUGCGGGAUCCGGAAGUCGACCGUUGCCCAGAAUCUGCUGAGCGAGGUGGCCGAGCUAAUCAAGGAGCAAUUUGAGGUUGAUAAAAGUGAGUCUCGUGAGCCCGGCGCUGCCACUGGUAGCCAGAGCGGAGAGGGAGAGGUGAAGGUUGAAGAUGAACACCUCAGAUGCAGAGCCGGCCUUUGUGUCUUUGACUCCACGCUCCACGGCCAGGAGGGUUUUACGGGAUGGCCAUGCCGCGUCGAUACCAACUGCCGCUCCAGGAACUGUGAGGCACAGACGUUUGCAGAUGGCAAGUUGACAGUGAAGAACUGCGCUCCUCGAAGGAGAAUGACAACCAGGAGCUUUUGA
Microsporum canis CBS 113480 is the source of this 924-nucleotide messenger RNA. RefSeq lists its product as uncharacterized. The coding region runs from base 1 to 924 and encodes 307 amino acids. Lineage: Eukaryota; Fungi; Ascomycota; Eurotiomycetes; Onygenales; Arthrodermataceae. The transcript has 2 exons. The record is from RefSeq and is a predicted model, not a curated record.